Messenger RNA from Medicago truncatula (barrel medic), 483 nucleotides. Its product is annotated as UPF0329 protein ECU05_1680/ECU11_0050-like. Lineage: Eukaryota; Viridiplantae; Streptophyta; Magnoliopsida; Fabales; Fabaceae. Bases 1 to 483 code for a protein of 160 amino acids. The transcript is spliced from 3 exons. The record is from RefSeq and is a predicted model, not a curated record.
AUGGAAGAGGAGAAAAGGAAUGUCACUGCUGAUGAUAAAAAUAAGAAGCAAAAAACAAAAGAGGCUAAGGGCAAAGAAAAAAAACAGCACAUAAAGAUGAGUAAAAGAAAGAAACAAGAGAAUGAAGAACAAUUGGAGGAGGAGCGAAAAGAAGAGGCUAAAAGCAAAGAAAAGAAUGAAGGAAGUUCAGAUGAGGAAAAUGCAAAGCAAAGACUGAGACAUAAGACUAGUAUACCUAAGGUGAAAAAAACUAAAGAGCUAGAGUCAUUGCCAUCAUUCAGUAUUGGACUAACACAGAUGGAAGAGGAGGGCAUGAAUGUCACUGAUGAUAAUGACGCCAGCACUAAUUGGAGAUCCGGGUUUUCAUUAUGUAUGCUUCGUUGUGAAUCUCAAGAGCCAAAAAUUUCAAUUCCUGAACAGCUUGAAAGGAGAGACAUUGAACAUGAAGAAUGGCGAAGAGAUUGUGUACAAGAAGAUGUUUGA